Colius striatus (speckled mousebird) is the source of this 1196-nucleotide messenger RNA. It is a transcript of the gene BMERB1, whose product is annotated as bMERB domain containing 1. Lineage: Eukaryota; Metazoa; Chordata; Aves; Coliiformes; Coliidae. Gene Ontology annotation, biological process: negative regulation of microtubule depolymerization. Gene Ontology annotation, cellular component: microtubule cytoskeleton. The transcript has 6 exons. The coding region runs from base 74 to 688 and encodes 204 amino acids. The record is from RefSeq and is a predicted model, not a curated record.
CGCGUCGCCUCGGCGGCACUCGGGCCGCAGCCCGGCCGGCAUGGAGUGAGCCGCGCAGCCCCGCUCCCCGGCCAUGGAGCUGAGGAGGUCCAUCUCGGCCAGCGCAGAGGCCGAGAGACCGAUGAGGCGCUACGGGGCAGUGGAGGAGACGGAGUGGAAGGCGGAGGCGCUGGGGAGAAAUCAGCUUGACAUCGUUUCAAUGGCUGAAACAACAAUGAUGCCUGAGGAAAUUGAGCUUGAGAUGGCAAAGAUCCAGAGGCUUCGGGAAGUCUUAGUCAGAAGAGAAUCAGAACUCAGGUUUAUGAUGGAUGACAUCCAGCUGUGCAAAGACAUUAUGAACCUUAAGAAAGAGCUGCAGAGUUUGGUAGCAAUCCCAGAAAAAGAAAAAACAAAGAUGGAGAAACAAAGAGAGGAUGAAUUGAUUCAGAAGAUCCACAGACUGGUUCAAAAGAGAGAUUUUCUUGUAGACGAUGCAGAGGUGGAGAGAUUACGAGAGAAAGAAGAAGACAAAGAGAUGGCUGAAUUCCUUCGCACCAAGUUAAAACCCUUAGACAAAGCAACACAAUCUCCUACCAGCAGCCCAGCAGAAAAGAAGGCAGAACCUCCUCCAAGCAAGCCCACCAUUGCCAAAGCAGGAUUGGCUAUUAUUAAAGAUUGUUGUGGGGCCACACAAUGCAACAUCAUGUAGCUCUGGGCUCUCUACCAUGUUUGUCUUUUCAAAUGUUUUCAUUGAAUGAAACUGUGGGGUGAGGGGGACUAACAGGGUCCUGCUAAUGGAAUCAAGAGCACCUGGUACAACAGUAACAUAUGGAAUGUACAAUGGCAGGUUCUUCACUGUUGCAUGGAUCACUCAACACGCAUGCCUAAAAACAAAAGAAAUCUAUAUAGUGGCUGUCCAGUGACCAGAAAAGAGCUGUAGUAGAGUCAACAAAAACAGCCCAGUGAUAAAAGUAAAUGAAAAGAGGGUUUAUUUCAUAUAGUAAGGUGUAAAACAGCAAUUUUAGUAGGCCAUGACUUCAUAAGAAUUUGCUGUACACUUUUCCCCCAUGACAAACAGCCUUCAAAUUGCUGAAAUACCCCAUUUUGGCCACUUUUCAAAACAAAAGCCACAACUAGCAACGCUGUAUAUAGUGCAACUGAUAGAUGGAGCACUUUCAGGAUAACUGAUGUUGCAUACAAGAUACUUAUCGAACUAA